ACUCGCUGGGAAAUAAAUAAGCACUCCCUGAAAGCGCCUGAGCAAAGAUUGUUGCUUAUCCCUUUGGAAAAAAAAAUAAUCUUUUCGCUGUAUACGAUCCUACCAGCUCACAACAAAACCUAGAAAUUUCUCCCCCUGGAUUCGUGUUUGAAUCUCCUCGCUUUUACAAUAUGAAACUUGAUUAUUCUUACCCCUUUGAAGAUCCAAUUCUAGAAAGUUACUUUGCUAGAAUGAAUCUUUCUACAACUGGUAGAUUUUCUCAUUCUUCUAAUGAACAACAACGAUCUUUGAACACGAUGAGGAGUGAUGAUCAGUACUCACUUGCUGCUGGUCACCCAUCAUACCAGAAUAGCUCCCAAAAUGGGACCACAUAUAUGGAGCAAUAUCCUUAUUUUUCCAACAUUAGAAACAAUAAUGGAGGCUGCGGCUAUGAUCAGAAUGUCCGAGAUCAAGACUACCAUGAUAGGUUUGCGCUGCAUUCUUUCCCCAGCACCUCCCAAAAUAGUACCGGACAUACGGUGCAUCCUUCUUUUUCCAACAUCGGAAACAAUAAUGGCGGCCUCGGCUAUACUCAAAAUAUCCAAGACCAAGACUGCCGAGAUAGGUUUGCACUGCAUUCUUUUUCCAACUUCGGAAACAAUAAUGGCGGCCUCGGCUAUAAUCAAAAUAUCCAAGACCAAGACUGCCGAGAUAGGUUUGCACUGCAUUCUUUUUCCAACUUCGGAAACAAUAAUGGCGGCCUCGUCUAUAAUCAAAAUAUCCAAGACCAAGACUGCCGAGAUAGGUUUGCACUGCAUUCUUUUUCCAACUUCGGAAAUAAGCAUGGGAGCACUUCGCGCGCGCGUAUACGUAGUCAGUCUUAUGAUGCGCUUGAUCAAUAUGGAUUAUGUCUUGGUAGAAUACUCGAUGCUGAUAGCACAAUACUUGAUACUGGCUCUCAAUUUAGAAGGGUAAGAUCGUUAGAAUCCUCAACGUCAGAUACUCUGAGGGUUUCUUCUUUGCCUAAUUCCCCAGUUUUUCAAUCAGAUCACCCAUCACUAUAUAAACUGAAAGGCAGAGUGGCUGUGGCAGCAAGAAGUCAAAUUCUGUAUCGGGUCUUGCAGGGCGUCCUUGAUGAGAGGAAGCCAGAUCUAAUUGAGAUGAUUUUCUUGGAAGUGAAAGAUUAUGUACAUGACUUAAUGGAAGAUCAGUUUGGUAAUCAUGUUAUUCAGAAGCUUUUUGAAGUAUGCAGUGAAGCCCAAAUGACUCAACUUAUUCUCUCUUUGAUCCAUAACCAAAGGAGGCUGCUUGGGUUAUGCUUUCAUCUAGUGGGAACCCGUGCGAUGCAAAAGAUGAUAGAGCACAUCAAAACGCCUAAGCAAAGAUUGUUGCUUACACAAGUUUUGAUUCGGAGGACAGUCAUCUUAUCCCAGAACCAAAAUGGUUAUCAUGUAAUUCAAAAAUGCUUGGAACAUUUCCCAUUUGAUGAUAUAAAGCCCCUCAUCAAAGAAAUAGCAGAAAGUUUUCUUGACAUUGCAAUGGAUAAAAGCGGAUGUUGUGUAUUGAACCGAGCUUUGGAUUGUGCACAAGGGGAGCUUAAGCAUCUUCUUUUGCUUGAAACAAUAGCUAAUGCAAUGUUACUAUCGGAAAGUCCUUAUGGGAAUUAUGUCGUGCAACAUGUACUCGACGAACGCAUACAGCAUGCAACAAUCGGGAUACUAGAGAAGCUAAAAGGAUAUUUUGUGUCUCUCUCCAUGAACAAGUUUGGAAGCAAUGUCGUGGAAAAAUGUUUGAUAUGGAGCGGGGAGGAGAAUGCUUCAAUGAUUAUCGAGGAGUUUAUGCACAGCCCUUACUUCGUGAACAUCUGCCGUAAUAACUUCGGGAACUAUGUUGUUCAAAAGGCACUGGAAGUAUCAAAGGGAGGCAUUCGCAAUGCUCUUGUCAGUCGCAUAAAUGAUUCCUAUCCAGAUCUGUACAGUGAUAUUAAUGCAAAAAGGGUGGUCAGGAAAGCUCGAGAUAUCAGGUUCCGGAUAUAAUCGCUAGGCCAUGACACCAAGUUCCGAACUAGUUGUGCUUUCAGCUGUCGAAAGUUCCGUGUUGCAUAUCCCUGAAAUAUUAGUUAAUUUGUUGUUGAUGUUAGACUUGAUAAGAGGGCAGUUAUAUUGCUUUUUGCUAUAGAUAGCUAUUAGUAGUAGCGUUUCAACUGCAGAAGAAAUAAUGAUGAGUUUGUAAUUUGAAGCUGUUGUUACAUUAAACAAACCAUUUGGACGCUAUGUUGAUGUAAGGUAAAUAUGCUUCAUCAACAGAGAUGCUGUUGUUGAUUAUUAUAUAUUAGAUUCAAUUUCUUAGUUUUA
Messenger RNA from Populus trichocarpa (black cottonwood), 2333 nucleotides. Its product is annotated as putative pumilio homolog 8, chloroplastic. Gene Ontology annotation, cellular component: cytoplasm. The transcript is spliced from 5 exons. The record is from RefSeq and is a predicted model, not a curated record. The coding region runs from base 171 to 2015 and encodes 614 amino acids. NCBI's taxonomy places the organism in Eukaryota, Viridiplantae, Streptophyta, Magnoliopsida, Malpighiales, Salicaceae. Gene Ontology annotation, biological process: post-transcriptional regulation of gene expression. Gene Ontology annotation, molecular function: mRNA binding.